Molecule: messenger RNA, 2022 nt
Organism: Colletotrichum destructivum
Lineage: Eukaryota; Fungi; Ascomycota; Sordariomycetes; Glomerellales; Glomerellaceae
Product: Putative mandelate racemase/muconate lactonizing enzyme, enolase-like, L-rhamnonate dehydratase
Exons: 2
Coding region: 128-1483 (451 amino acids)
Biological process (GO): carbohydrate catabolic process; amino acid catabolic process
Molecular function (GO): L-fuconate dehydratase activity; magnesium ion binding
Source: RefSeq, a predicted model, not a curated record
CCUCUCCUUCCCCCUCCCUCCCCGCGUCCGUCUUCACGAUACCCUCAUCUCUCAAUUCCUGCUAGGUCCGGUUCCUCGGUUCUCUUGUUUCGUUGUUAUCGAUCUGUUUCCCCCCAAAACCGCCGCCAUGAGCCUCGACAUCACCAUCACGGGGUGGCAGACGCGCGAUGUGCGCUUUCCCACUUCGCUGGACAAGACCGGCUCUGAUGCCAUGAAUGCUGCUGGCGACUACUCUGCCGCCUACUGUAUUCUCCAGACUGACUCAAAGUACUCUGGACACGGCAUGACCUUUACCAUCGGCCGCGGAAACGACAUUGUUUGCAAAGCCAUUGACUACCUCGUCGAGAGAGUUAAGGGUAAGAAACUGUCGGAUCUCGUUUCCGACUGGGGAAAGACGUGGAGAUACCUUGUCAACGACAGCCAGCUGAGGUGGAUCGGCCCCGAGAAGGGUGUCAUUCACCUGGCCCUCGGCUCCGUCGUCAAUGCUAUUUGGGACCUGUGGGCCAAGGUUCUCGGCAAGCCUGUCUGGCGCAUCGUCGCCGACAUGAGCCCCGAGGAGUUCGUCGCCUGCAUCGACUUCCGCUACAUCACCGACGCCAUCACCCCCGAGGAGGCCAUCCAGCUUCUGAAGGAGCAGGAGCCCACCAAGGCUCAGCGCAUCAAGGAUGCCGAAAACAGCCGUGCCGUCCCGGCCUACACCACCAGUGCCGGCUGGCUCGGUUACGGCGAGGACAAGAUGAAGGGUCUGCUGCAGGAGACGCUGGGCAAAGGAUACCGCCACUUCAAGCUCAAGGUUGGCAGCAGCGUUGAGCAGGACAAGAGGCGUCUUAGCAUCGCCCGCGAGGUCAUUGGCUACGACAGCGGCAACAUCCUCAUGGUCGACGCCAACCAGGUUUGGUCUGUGCCCGAAGCCAUCGAGUACAUGAAGGAGCUCAAGGAAUUCAAGCCUUGGUUCAUCGAGGAGCCCACCUCUCCUGAUGACAUCCUCGGCCACAAGGCCAUCCGUGAGGCCCUGAAGCCUUACGGUAUCGGCGUUGCCACCGGCGAGAUGUGCCAGAACCGUGUCGUCUUCAAGCAGCUGCUCAUGUCGGGCGCUAUCGACAUCUGCCAGAUUGAUGCCUGCCGCAUGGGUGGUGUCAAUGAGGUCCUAGCCGUCCUGCUGAUGGCCAAGAAGUACAACGUCCCCAUCGUGCCUCACUCCGGUGGUGUCGGUCUUCCCGAGUACACUCAGCACCUGAGCACAAUUGACUAUGUCGUCGUCAGCGGCAAGCUCUCCGUCCUCGAGUACGUCGACCACCUCCACGAGCACUUCCUCAACCCCUCCGUCAUCAAGGACGGAUACUACCAGACCCCCACGGAGCCUGGUUAUAGUGUCGAGAUGAAGGCCGAUAGCAUGGACCAGUUUAGCUACCCCGGUAAGCCGGGUGUCAGCUGGUGGACCAGCGACGAGGCCAAGCCCAUCAUCGAGGGAGAGAAGAUCUAAAGAGGGACGGCAACGAGGCGCGCGCGCGCUCUCUCUCUCUUGUCGUGAACUCUCCAAGGGGUCGAGCAAAAAGGGUGGGUUUUGAGAAAAUAUAGUUGCUCGUCCGCAGGGAAACGAUGGCAUCCUGUAUGGCCGGCAAGUCGCCGGCUGUCCUUUGUAACGGACUUACGGUAUGGGAAUAAAAGGGGUCUGGCCAGGGAUAGAAGGCCAGUCCGCAGGGCAACGAUGGCAUCCUGUAUAGCCAGAGAUAACGGCUAUCCUUGUGCAUGGGUAAGGCGGACUGCAUUACUUGAAGUAAAUGAGAUUAGAGGGGGGGGUCUGGCCAAAAGAGAGCCAUUCCGCAGGGCAACGAUGGCAUCCUGUUACGGCGCAGUAGAGUUCUGCGUUCCGUCCCUAGGCAACUAGCGUUUGAUUUUCUUGGCUUUUUGCAACCAAAAAAAGGGGGGGUUUGGCUACCGGAGCCAUUCCGCAAGGCAACGAUGGCAUCUUGUAUAGUAUGAGCCUAGAGGCUCUCUAUCCCGUCACGAUAACGAAAUAAU